UGGAGCGUGGGAGCAGAGCAGAACCAAGAGGAGAGAAAACGGUAGAGAUCUUUGUCUGUAGAGCAGAUCAGUAGCAUGCAGGUGAAGCAGGAUGGAGUAAUAGGUGCCCAUUUCCAGCUCGCUAUUUAUCACACUGCCGGCCUUGAUAUCGGUAUAAUAUCUCCAGCAGAAGCAACACAGAACGCGCCGCUCUGGACAUGCGAGCGAUUUAGAAAACGUUUGAGACAUGGAGCUGUGGAACGUAACAGAUCUGGAGGGAAAACCAAGCUCGCCUUUGUCUAACUGUACUGUGGAUACAAGCUACCGUUUCACCUUCUAUCAGGUGUCCUACAGCGUCAUCUUCCUGCUGGGACUGGUCACCAACAGCCUGGCUCUGCACAGACUCUACACGUGCUCUUGCACUAUGAACAGCACAGCCGUCUACAUGGCCAGCCUGUCCUUCGCCGACAUGUUCUUUGUGAUCUCUCUACCUAUGAGAAUCUACUACUACCACCAAAAGGCUCGAGCUUGGUCGAAGACUGAGGACCUGACCAGCUGGACUCCUGGAGCAGCUUUCUGCCAGAUCACCUUCAUCCUCAAAUACAUCAGCUUGUACGGCGGGAUCUUCUUCCUCGUGUGCAUUGCAGUGGACCGAUACUUUGCUGUUGUGCACCCUCUGUCGCCGAACCUCCGCAGGCGGCGUGUUGCGCAGAUUGUGAGCGGGGGGAUAUGGUGUGUGGUGCUGGGACUCAGCGUGAGUCUGCCGCUGUUGCGUUUGGCAGCUUCUCACCAAAACCGGCCCUGUCUGCUCGACCCGUCCUCCCUGCGCCACAGAACUUUCAUUCUGAUCUCCCUGAGUUUAGUUUUGGGGUCAUUUCUGCUGCCCACUCUGAUACUCCUCUACAGCUACUCCAGAGUGCUGAGCGUGCUCCGCAGGUCAAGGCAUCGCUGUCGCAGCCAGCGCCGCAAUUGUCGGCAGACCCUUAAAAUUAUUUACUGGGUUUUGGGCGUCUACCUGCUGUGCUUCCUGCCCUAUCAUGUCAAUCUGCUGGGCUAUACCUUGACACACAUGAAGCUGCUGCCACACUGUGGCCUGGCCAAGCUGACCAAGACUGUGCACCCAAUGGUGCUCUCACUGGCCAGCUUUAACUGCUGCCUCAAUCCGCUCAUCUAUUAUUUCUCCAGCAGUCUGGUGCACAGGGAGACUUCGGGAGGUGGAGGAAGUAGCAUUCAAUGCCAAGGAGGAUAACUCCAAGGAUUACAGCCUAUUUGAAACUUUUUAAUGCUAAACACUACUGGUUUUUGGUGAGUAAAGUGAACUCAAAGUUGCCUUGUUUCUGUAUUAGUGAGGUGUCAGAGGAAACAUAAAAGCUUUAGGAAACUGCUUAAAAUAUUUUGUGUCAUCUGUUAAUUCAGGAUGGUCAGAGGAAGUCAACAUUAUUUUUUCUAUAAUGUUAAAGAGCAAGUCUAUGGUUCUUUCAGGCUGUGAAACAGAGAGCGAGAGCAAGACUUACAGCAGAUAUUUUAGCAGUAAAGCUCUGUUGCAUUGUUUUCAGCUGUUAUUAAACUCUCAUUUGUAAAUAUAGGCAGCUUUAAAAAAAAAUACACAGGUGGGUUUAUAAAUGCUGAACAACAAUUACUAGUAAGAAAUACCAGAAAAGAGAUAAUAAUAAGAUAAUUCUUAAAACUAAAUAAAAUAACUACUCUCUGAUUAGUGAAGGACUACAUUUGAGUAAAGCGAUUUAUUACAUAACAGGGUUUCCCCCAGAAAACUUGCUAAGCGCUGUGGUGUGGGAGGUCAUUC
This is a messenger RNA of Xiphophorus maculatus (southern platyfish), 1783 nucleotides long. Its product is annotated as lysophosphatidic acid receptor 6-like. Lineage: Eukaryota; Metazoa; Chordata; Actinopteri; Cyprinodontiformes; Poeciliidae. Gene Ontology annotation, molecular function: G protein-coupled receptor activity. The transcript is spliced from 2 exons. Gene Ontology annotation, cellular component: membrane. Gene Ontology annotation, biological process: G protein-coupled receptor signaling pathway; behavioral response to pain. The record is from RefSeq and is a predicted model, not a curated record. The coding region runs from base 227 to 1228 and encodes 333 amino acids.